Mus musculus (house mouse) is the source of this 3285-nucleotide messenger RNA. RefSeq names its product ATPase, H+ transporting, lysosomal V0 subunit A4 (gene Atp6v0a4). The coding region runs from base 277 to 2778 and encodes 833 amino acids. Gene Ontology annotation, cellular component: brush border membrane; apical plasma membrane; synaptic vesicle membrane. Gene Ontology annotation, molecular function: proton-transporting ATPase activity, rotational mechanism; ATPase binding. Lineage: Eukaryota; Metazoa; Chordata; Mammalia; Rodentia; Muridae. The record is from RefSeq and is marked validated. The transcript is spliced from 21 exons. Gene Ontology annotation, biological process: ossification; regulation of pH; sensory perception of sound.
ACUUAGAAAGAUGUUGGGUCAAGGUUCUAGGAGCAGGACAGAGUGUUCCUGUCAUAGUACACACUAAGUUUCCCACUAGCAGAGUCCUCGCCAUGUCAUUUCUACCUCCAAAGUCAUCAGAGCCUGCUUGUCCACAUCUGGUCCAGGUGGGAGUACAAGGAAGGCUGCUUCUACACCCAUGAGCACAAAUACGUCUGUGUGGGACAGUCCACUGAACGUCGUCAUUUAGUCCAGCCCAUUGCAGGCAUUCCUGGAACAGACUAAGGCUGGACCAACAUGGCAUCUGUGUUUCGAAGUGAGGAGAUGUGUUUAUCCCAAGUGUUUCUCCAGGUGGAGGCUGCGUAUUGCUGUGUAGCUGAGCUGGGAGAGCUUGGCUUGGUUCAGUUCAAAGAUCUAAAUGCAAAUGUGAACAGCUUCCAGAGGAAGUUUGUGAAUGAAGUCCGAAGGUGUGAGUCACUGGAGAGAAUCCUGCGUUUUCUGGAAGAUGAGAUGCAAAACGAGAUUUUAAUCCAAGUGCCUGAGAAGGAUGCUGAGACCCCUCUCCCUCGGGAAAUGAUCACCCUGGAGACGACUCUAGAGAAGUUGGAAGGAGAGCUGCAGGAAGCCAACCAGAGCCACCAGGCUUUGAAGAAGAGCUUUCUGGAACUGACAGAGCUCAAAUACCUCCUAAAGAAAACCCAGGACUUUUUUGAGACAGAAACCAACUUAGGUGAAGAUUUCUUUGUUGAAGACACUUCGGGUCUCUUGGAGCUAAGAACCAUACCUGCCUUCAUGACUGGAAAGUUGGGGUUCACGGCUGGUGUGAUAAACAGGGAGAGGAUGGCUUCCUUCGAGAGGCUGCUGUGGAGAGUUUGCCGGGGAAACGUGUACUUGAAGUUCAGUGAAAUGGACACACUUCUGGAGGACCCUGUGACGAAAGAAGAAAUUAAAAAGAAUAUAUUCAUCAUAUUUUACCAAGGAGAACAGCUCAGGCUGAAAAUCAAGAAGAUCUGUGACGGGUUUCGUGCUACCAUCUACCCCUGCCCAGAGCAUGCAGCAGAGCGCAGAGAGAUGCUGACCAGUGUCAACGUGAGGCUGGAAGACUUAAUCACCGUCAUUACCCAAACAGAGUCUCACCGACAGCGCCUGCUGCAGGAAGCAGCUGCCAACUGGCACUCCUGGGUCAUCAAAGUACAGAAGAUGAAGGCCGUCUACCAUGUGCUGAACAUGUGCAACAUUGACGUCACCCAGCAGUGCAUCAUUGCCGAGAUCUGGUUCCCAGUAGCAGACACUAGACACAUUAAGAAGGCCCUGGAGCAAGGCAUGGAACUCAGUGGCUCCUCCAUGAUUCCCAUCAUGACAGAAGUGGAAACUAAAACAGACCCUCCCACCUUCAACAGGACGAAUAAAUUUACAGCUGGCUUCCAGAACAUUGUUGAUGCGUAUGGUGUAGGUAGCUACCGAGAGAUAAACCCAGCUCCCUACACUAUCAUCACCUUCCCCUUCCUGUUCGCUGUGAUGUUUGGAGACUGUGGUCAUGGAAUGGUGAUGCUGAUGGCAGCCUUGUGGAUGGUCCUAAAUGAGAGGCACUUGCUGGCUCAGAAGAGCACCAACGAGAUGUGGAACAUCUUCUUCAAUGGGCGCUAUUUGAUCCUGCUCAUGGGUAUCUUCUCCAUCUACACCGGCUUGAUCUACAACGACUGUUUCUCCAAAUCUUUUAACAUCUUUGGCUCCUCUUGGAGUGUCCAGCCUAUGUUCAGAAACGGCACGUGGAAUACUCACAUCGUGGAAAACAGUCCAUAUUUGCAGCUGGACCCAGCCAUCCCAGGAGUGUAUUCUGGGAAUCCCUACCCAUUUGGAAUUGAUCCGAUUUGGAACCUGGCUUCAAACAAGCUUACAUUUUUAAACUCCUAUAAGAUGAAGAUGUCAGUCAUCCUGGGAAUCGCUCAUAUGAUUUUUGGUGUUAUUCUCAGCCUCUUCAAUCACAUUUACUUCAGAAGAACCCUCAACAUCAUUCUGCAAUUCAUUCCCGAGAUGAUUUUUAUGCUGAGUCUGUUUGGAUACCUGGUUUUCAUGAUCAUUUUCAAGUGGUGCCGAUAUGAUGCCCACACAUCCCGGAAGGCUCCUAGCAUCCUCAUCCACUUUAUCGGCAUGUUUCUGUUCGACUACGAUGACUCUUCCAACGCACCCCUGUAUGGACAUCAGCAAGAAGUCCAGACUUUCUUUGUCAUCAUAGCGCUGGUGUCUGUGCCAUGGAUGCUUUUGAUUAAGCCAUUUGUUCUUAGAGCCAAGCACCAGAAAUCUCAGCUGCAGUCUUUCACGAUCCACGAGGAUGCUGUGGAGGGUGACCACUCGGGCCACUCUUCUAAGAAGACUGCAGGUGCCCAUGGGAUGAAGGACGGCCAUGAGGAGGAGUUCAACUUUGGAGACAUCUUUGUCCACCAAGCCAUUCACACCAUUGAGUACUGCCUAGGCUGCAUCUCUAAUACAGCCUCGUACCUUCGGCUCUGGGCCCUCAGCUUGGCUCACGCUGAGCUGUCCGAGGUGCUCUGGACCAUGGUCAUGAGCAUCGGCCUUCGCCUUCAAGGCUGGGCAGGGCUCGUUGGUGUCUUCAUCAUUUUUGCGGUCUUCGCCGUCCUCACCGUGGCCAUCCUCCUUGUCAUGGAGGGUCUCUCAGCCUUUCUGCACGCCCUCCGGCUGCAUUGGGUGGAAUUCCAGAACAAGUUCUAUGAGGGGGCUGGCUCCAAGUUCUCCCCCUUCUCCUUUAAGCACGUCCUGGAAGGCACAGCUGAGGAGUAGGUCUGUCUGUAUCCUGGUGCAGGCGACAGCUGAAGAAGCUCUCACUCUUGUCUCUGACAUCAGCCCAGGCCAGGUGUCCCAUGCUGCAGUCCUUCUGAAUGGCUGUCUGCAGUGUGAAGCUGUGUAUGGUGCAGUAUUUAACAGGACUUAGCCACCUAACUGAGGGGCUACUUUGGUGAAUCAUUCGGACUUCAUGUGUAGUCUUCAUGAUCAAAUACUAAAAUAACUGGGAAACGGGGGGGGGGGGGGGGCGGACAUGACACUUGACCACCAUCUUCCUGUGAUAGUUUAUUUUUAUUUUACUUCCUUUCUGUUUGAGACAAGGUCUCUCUAGCUUUAACUGUUCUGGAAAUAACCACACGGCCAAGGAUGUCCUUGACUUUGAACUCAGGUUCCUCCUGCCUCUACUUCCCAAAUGCUGAGAUGACAGGCAGGAACCCCCUCACCUGAAGUUCCUGCAGUAUUUCAAGUGUUAUAAUCAUGAAAAUAAAUGUCUGCUUUAUUCAC